This is a messenger RNA of Pimephales promelas (fathead minnow), 1604 nucleotides long. It is a transcript of the gene vamp8, whose product is annotated as vesicle-associated membrane protein 8 (endobrevin). Lineage: Eukaryota; Metazoa; Chordata; Actinopteri; Cypriniformes; Leuciscidae. Gene Ontology annotation, biological process: vesicle-mediated transport. Gene Ontology annotation, cellular component: membrane. The record is from RefSeq and is a predicted model, not a curated record.
AUCGCGGCUGGAGGAAGAAAUGAAUUAGAGACCAGGAAGUGUUGACACGGUGUACAUCUGUCGGUCAUUCGAAGAAACAAUUACAAACAUUUUAAUUCCAAAGGAUAUUGUAAUUGUUUGUUCGUGGAGUUAAUAAAAACAUCAAAUUGAAAUCAUGGGGCUGGGUGAUCCAAAUAGUACGGAGCCGAGAGAAGGAGAGUCUUCACAGGAGGUGGAUCCAGUUCGAUCUUUGCAGUCUCAAGUGGAGGGGGUCAAGGACAUUAUGACCCAGAAUGUCGACCGGAUCCUGGCCCGUGGAGAACGACUGGAUGAUCUGAUGGGCAAAUCUGAAGACCUGCAAGCUGGGGCCCAGAACUUCAAGCACACCUCUCAGAAGGUUGCUCGCGCUUACUGGUGGAAGAACGUGAAGCUGAUUGUGCUUAUUGUUGUGAUAGUCCUCGUCAUUGUGCUGGUUAUCAUAUUCCUUGCCACUGGUGUGAUCCCAACCAGUUCACCUCCAUCCAAACCUCUGAGCACUGUAGCACCCUAGGAUUUCUGUCAGUUACAAACACACACACACAAACACAUACAGAAAAAUGCAACCAUGUCUACAUACUAAGUCAAAAUUUCUAAAAUUCACACAAAUAACACACACACACACAUACUCGUUCUUUGCACAUAUACCCUCAUAUUUCUUCACAUCUCAAGAUAUAAAUUAUUACGAGGAGCUUCCAUUAUGACAGCUUUCAAAUAUUGAAAUGAAGGAUUUUAAGUAGUCUAUAGAAAGAAUGCUGUCUGUUUUCUUAAAUACUUCUCACCUCCUAAUGGCCACUUCGGUUGCCUUUAUGAUUCUCUAAAGCCUGAUAAAAUGCCACAACUGUAAUCAAUUCCUUCAAUUACUGCAAUAUUGUUCAUACUGAAGGUAUGCUUGAAAUAAUCAUAUACUGGCAUUGAAUCAGAAAAGGUAAUGGGUGAAAGUUCUCUCUAUUGAGCUAUGAUGUAUAUUUAAAACUGUUAGAUUAAAUUACAUAAUAUAUUAUGUGUAAUUAUGGAAUAAUUUUAGAUCUCCAAGUGUCUCUAUUUUGUACUCUUGUUCCUUUGUCGUCUCCACAAGGAUGUACGUAUGUCAUUUAUAAAAGGUCAAACCAGAAUGUGUUCUUAAAACGAUUGCAUACCCAAAACACACCUUUUCAUUAAGUAAUUAUAUUGUGAGAUGUUUGGAAUUUAUUUUUCCCAGUUCAUUAAUGCUUACUGAAAUUUCCAAUGCCCCAAGCUUCAAAACAGAGAAACAGAUUUUCUUCUUAUAGAAUGAAUGAUUUUUAUGAAACAAGAGCACCUGAACAAGGCCAUUUAGAUUUAGAUUGACAUUAGAUAGCACAAUUAUUUUUCUAUCCUUGUCAUAAAUCACUGUAUUGAAUUUGAUAUGCAGUGUAACACUUGCACCGUACCACAUGCAGUCAGUACUGUAAUCAUAAUUUGUUAUCGUUUAAUCGUUUUAAGUUUUUGUCAUCUACAAAUAAUAAUUUUGAAACCUCAAUCAAGUGCCUAGGAUAUAAAUCUUAUUAGUGUAAACAGCAUUGAAAUGCAAUAUUUUGUAAAUAAACAUGAUCUCUCAAUAAAACUAA